Messenger RNA from Onthophagus taurus, 480 nucleotides. The record is from RefSeq and is a predicted model, not a curated record. NCBI's taxonomy places the organism in Eukaryota, Metazoa, Arthropoda, Insecta, Coleoptera, Scarabaeidae.
AUGGUUUGUCAGCAUAUUUGCGAAGUUGAAGGAGAAUGCGGUAAUUGUAAUGGACAAUGCCCCAUAUCACAGCAUGUUUCGUACGAAGAAAACACCUUGAAAAGUGAUCUAGUACGUCUUGUUAAAGAAAACGCAACGUCAACUUCGUAUGUAGUAGAUGAAUUAGUAAAAAAUAGUUCAUGCUUCGUUUUGCUAUUGCCUCCGUAUCACUGUGAGUUAAACCCAAUAGAGCUCAUAUGGGCUCAAAUAAAAGGAUAUGCUGCUCGCGCUAAUAAUACUUUUAAAAUUUCAGAUGUUUUGAAAUUGUUCCAUGAGGCAUUAACCCACGUCAGUACAGAAGAUUGGAAGAAGUCGAUUGAACAUGUAAAGAAAAAGGAAGAAGAAAUGUGGAUGAUGGAUAGUAUGUAUGGUAGCAAUAUACAACCCUUGAUAAUUCAUUUGGAAGAAGAAGGUGAUGAUGAUGACGAAGGUGCAUAUUAG